Messenger RNA from Blepharisma stoltei, 1993 nucleotides. The record is from the annotation of a GenBank genome assembly. Lineage: Eukaryota; Ciliophora; Heterotrichea; Heterotrichida; Blepharismidae.
AUGGCGUCUGGCAGAAUUUUCAAUUUCUCAGCUGGUCCUUCUAUGCUCCCAGUAGAAAUCCUAGAGCAAGCUCAAGCCGAUGUUAUAAACUGGCAUGGGACUGGAAUGAGUGUCAUGGAAAUGUCUCACAGAUCAAAACCUUUUGAAUCCAUCCACAAGAAAUGCAUUCAAGAUCUUAGAGACCUUCUCAACAUCCCUCCAAACUUCAAGGUCCUCUUAAUGCAAGGAGGCGGAUCAACCCAAUUUGCUUGCGUCCCACUAAACCUUCUCAAAGAUAAAGAGACUGCAAACUACCUCACUACUGGAGCUUGGUCCACAAAGGCCAUUGAAGAAGCAAGAAAAUAUUGCAGAGCUCACGAAGUCGCAACUUCCAAGUCUAUAAAUCGAUCCCUGAUUUAGAUCGGGCUUACUGGAUUGGGGAAAAGUCAGAUGUGGAUUUGACGAGCCAACUUUUCUGGUAAAGUCAGAUCCCCAGAUGGCAAUCUUCUUGCUAUUUGAUUUUUGUCAUCUGGAUUUGACUUUUUCAAAAAAAUUAGUUAGUCAGCUCCCCAUUUGAAGUCUCCCGCAGUCAAGCCCGAUCCAAAGCAGCGAUCGAGCUAUACCAAUUUCACAACCAUCCCAGACCCUAGCACUUGGAACGUAGAUCCAAACGGAGCUUACUUCCAUUACUGUGCAAAUGAGACAAUUCACGGUGUCGAGUUUACUUUGACUCAAGAAAUGCUGGACAGAAUUGGCGAGGUUCCAAUUGUAGCUGAUAUGUCUUCAAACUUUUUAAGUAAGCCAAUUGACUUUUCUAAUUCCACUCCUUUGAAUUGGAAGAAAAAAUCCUGUUAAAAAAUAAAAUAAAUCUUAAUAAUAAUAUUUUUGUAAAUAUUUAUAAUUAAAAUUAAAUUGAAUGCUAUAUUGCUGAAUUUUAAAAUUUUUAUUUAAAAAAUUAUCCUAUUCGAAGAGUCAACUAUUUAUAUAACAUUCUGCAUGAAGUUCCUCAUUAAAUAGAGUCAAAGAUAAUUAUAUAAAAAUUAGUAUUUUCAUCUAUCAAAUCUUAAAUUGAAAAUUAAAAUUUUGCUCUAAUUAGGGGCUAAUUUACCCAAAAAGUGACGAUUUUAUCAAUAUUUUGUUUCAAUUUAAAGGGGGAGUAAGCACGCUGUAGUAUAUGCAGGCGCCCAAAAGAAUGCUGGCCCUGCAGGCGUCACUUUUGUGAUUGCUCGUGAAGAUAUGUUAGGACAUGCCAAGAAUAUCACCCCAACUAUGUUGGACUGGAAAACCCAAGCUGAUAACGAUUCCAUGUACAAUACCCCACCAUGCUAUGCAAUUUAUAUCUGUGGACUUUACUUUGAUUACAUGAAGAGACAUGGAGGAAUUGAAGCAGUUCAAGAACUUGAUAGACAAAAAGCAGCAAUUCUUUAUGAUUUGUUUGAUAGCUCCAAUGGAUUCUAUACAAAUCCAGUCAAUCCUCAGUAUAGGUCAAAGAUGAACGUACCUUUCUUAAUCAAAGGAGGAAAUGUGGAUUUGGAAAAGAAGUUUUUGGCAGAAGCUGAAGCUGUUGGGCUAUCAACAUUGGCUGGUCAUCGCUCAGUAGGAGGGCUAAGAGCUUCAAUAUAUAAUGGAAUGCCAUUAGAAGGUGUCAGAAGACUUGCAGACUUCAUGACUGAAUUUAAAACUAUCUCCCUACAUUAAUAAGUAAAUUCUUGCUUAUUUCUCGGAGUUUUAGCACAAAAUUUUGAUAACUUGAGGUAAAUAUAAAAAUUCUAAUUUCUGGCAUUUUAUUUGGAAAAACCUUAUGACCUCGGCGAACUAAGACGGACUCCGAGCUAAAAAUCAAGUGUUGUAUCACUAAUAUGGCUAGCACCUGACUUUAAAUAAUCCUAUUCCUUAUCUAGAAGCACUCAGUAAUAACUAUUUAUAUAAAUUUACUUUUCGAAAAUUUUGUGAUAACCCCACGAAUACGCAAUAAUUUACUUUUUAUAACGGGAGUAAGCAUGAGGCAGAAUAA